Molecule: messenger RNA, 5270 nt
Organism: Limulus polyphemus (Atlantic horseshoe crab)
Lineage: Eukaryota; Metazoa; Arthropoda; Merostomata; Xiphosura; Limulidae
Product: Down syndrome cell adhesion molecule-like protein Dscam2
Exons: 31
Coding region: 150-5144 (1664 amino acids)
Biological process (GO): cell adhesion; axon guidance
Cellular component (GO): plasma membrane
Molecular function (GO): protein binding
Source: RefSeq, a predicted model, not a curated record
AACGUUCAAUAGAGAUCAAGCGCUCGUUCAAGUGAAAUGCGAGAUCUGUCUAACAUCACCAACGUAGCUGUUUUCGAAUCACUGUGCUUUGUUGCCCCUGGGAAAAUACGAGACAUAUACUAAAAUCUGGCGGUAAAAGAUAAAUUUGAAUGGCGGAUUUCCUUCAUAACCUGUUAUCUCGCUUGUCGAAGCAACAGGGAACGCUUGUGGAUAACACCUGCACAGCUAUUUCAUUUUGGUUUACAACAGAAAUGCUGCCAUCUACCUUGUUAUUCUGGUUUCUUCUAUUCUCAGAAAUACAGACCGGUAUCUCUACUUUCUCCGACUACAGAGCUCCUAUGAUAGAUGUCGAACCUCCUUCGAAGCUGACUUUCCUCAACACUUCGGGAGCGUCACUUCAUUGUUCGGCUUCAGGAAACCCUAUCCCGGAUGUUUACUGGAUUAUAACGGAUGGAACAAAGGUUACCGAUCUACCUGGUCUACGAGUUUCCAUGUCUAACGGUACAUUGUUGUUUCCACCAUUUCAUUCAGAAAAUUACCGGCAAGAUGUUCACUCCACUCUUUACCGCUGUGUGGCGUCUAAUUCUUUGGGGAAAGUUGGAAGUAGGGAUGUCCAAGUCAGAGCAGUGUUAGAACAAGAUUACGCAGCUCAGAUACAUGAUGAGAUAGUUGUGCGAGGAAAUACAGCCGUCCUCUAUUGUCAUUUACCUAACUACGUCAAGGAGUUUGUCAAGGUUACGUCGUGGGAAAGAGAAGAUGGCGUGACAAUCAAAUCGAACGUAGCAAGUGGUGGAAGGUAUAGCGUUCUUGCUAAUGGAGAGCUUCACAUCCGGGAGACUGUGUUGAGUGACGGAUUUCAAUUUUAUAGAUGUCGCACUAGACACGAACUAAGUAGGGAAGACAGUAGGCUCAGCAUGUCCCAUGGGCGACUAAUUGUGUUAGAUGCAAAAGAAAAGCAAGCACCAAGAUUAUCUGACACUAGAAUAUCUGUCCACGUCCAAGAAGGCGAACCAGUCGAACUGACGUGUGCAGCCCAAGGUUACCCUCUGCCCAGUUACAGAUGGUACAAGAAUGAAGGAGGACGACUGGUUUCUGUUGUUGUGGGCAGAAGAGUCAUCCAAGUGAGUGGAUCCCUGUACUUCCGGGAUACCAGCAUCCGGGAUACUGGAUCUUACACUUGCGUUGUCAUAAACAGUGUCGGUGAGAGAAGAAUGGACAGCACACUUAUUGUAACAGAUGGUGAGCGUUUGCCAACCAAUAAGAGACAGCGGCUCUUUCGAAAUGCCAGUCUCACGAUCAGUAACAUUCAGAAAGCCGAGGAUGAAGGAACCUACUCAUGUACAGCCAAAAACAGAGAUGGCGCCACUGCCAAAGGAAGUGUGAAAGUUACCGUUCAAGAGAAACCCGUCAUCCUGCCAUUCAACUUUCCCAAGGAAAUACAACAAGGGAUGAAAAUUCGUCUAUUUUGUACAGUUGCUGCUGGCGAUCCUCCGUUUCAGCUGAGUUGGUUUAAAGAUGGCCAACCUCUUUUGCCUGGACGGAGUGAUGUCAUCAUUAACACUCCAGGUGAAGAUUACAGUUCCUUGAUUAUUGAGAGUGCCACGCCUGAACACAACGGUCAGUACACGUGUAGUGCAAAGAAUGAUGCAGCGUUGGUGAAUUACACCUCAACCCUUGUAGUCCGAGUUCCCCCAAGGUGGCGCAUAAAGCCGUCUGAUGUCAGUGUCAUUGCUGGAAAAAGUGUCACUUUGCACUGCCAAGCCGAAGGAUAUCCUCAACCGCGGGUUGUGUGGGAAAGAAAAACAGCAUCUAUGGUAAGCGGUUACCAGCAUAUCAGCACAAGUUAUCAUUAUCAGAUCUUCGAAAAUGGAUCUUUGACUAUAGAGGGCGUUACUGAGCAAGAUGCUGGGUUCUACUUGUGUCAAGCAACAAACGGAAUCGGACCGGAAAUGAGUACGGUGGUUAACGUUAGCGUUCACAUUGCUCCACAAUUUCAUACCAAAUUCCGGACCCAGAUGGCACAGAAAGGAGAAACUGUUACUAUAAAUUGUCAGGUGACUGGUGAUCUGCCCAUAUCUGUUGUAUGGCUACGUGAUCAACGAGCUUUGGACGUGGAUCUGGAAUCAAGAAUCGAAGAAAAAGAAAUUGUGAAAACACGAGGAAUGGAAUCUCAGCUACAGAUAACGUCAACGUCCCGAAUCGAUUCCUCCUUGUAUACGUGUAGAGCGUCUAACAGUUAUGGAUCAGAUGAGACUAACGUACAGUUAAUUGUUCAGGAACCACCUGAUCCCCCUCAAGAAAUAAAACUGCUUAAAUCUGGUAGUCGAAACGUGGUGAUCACUUGGAGCUCACCUUUCAGUGGAAAUAGCGUAAUCCUUAACUACACCGUACAGUGGAGAUCCAAAAGUGUCUCUCCUGCAAUAUGGAGAGUUCGCACAGUUCCAGCAAACGAAACAUCAUUCAUUAUUCACAAUUUAAAACCAGCUCAGACGUAUGAAGUCCGUAUGUUGGCAGGAAAUAUAAUGGGUAUAAGUCACCCAGGAAACACGUUUACUUUUUCAACUGAAGAGGAAAUACCCGAAAGCCCCCCUGAUGGUAUUAGAGUGGAAGCCUUUAAACCGCAGUCCUUACAUGUGUCUUGGAAGCCUCUAGCAGAAGAGUUGAGUAAUGGAGUUAUCCAGGGCUAUUACAUAGGGUAUAAAAUAACCAACAGCACAGACUCUUUCCAAUACAAAACUGUGAAAAACGAAUCUUUAGGCAGGUCUCGAGUGGAAUGUGAACUCUACGGGCUGAAAAAAUAUACUUCUUACACUGUCGUCGUUCAGGCUUUUAACAGGAAAGGUGCAGGGCCACGCUCUGACCCCGUGAUCGGUAGAACUAGAGAAGAUGUCCCCAGUUUUCCACCUAAGCAACCUAAUUGCACACCAUUGACCUCACAGAGCAUCAAAGUCACGUGGCUGUCACCUCCCCCUGAAUCACUCAACGGUGUUUUAAAAGGGUACAAAGUAAAGUUUGGACGAAGCAACGAAUUUAACGAACCUCAUACGCAGGACGUGACCAUUGGUAGUGACAGAUUAAUGGUUAUUUUACGAGGACUCGACAAGUUCUGCAAUUACACUAUAACAGUUCUAGCUUUUACCAGAGAAGGGGAUGGCAAACCCAGCGAGCCGUUCUUCUGCAGGACUUUAGGAGAUGUUCCUAGCCCACCUGCCGACAUUAAAGCCACACCAAUGUUACCAGACGCCAUACUGGUCAGCUGGCGACCUCCCUCGAAUCCAAAUGGUGUCAUUCAAAAUUAUACACUGUACCAACGGUCGUCCACUGGAGUUACUAAGAACACAGUGAAAAUGACGGUUCCUUCCACCCAGCGAUAUUACGAAGCCCACAAGUUGCCCCAAAACAGGCGCUUUGAAUUUUGGGUAACGGCGUCCACGGAGUACGGAGAGAGUAAAGCUACUAGAGUUUUGUCACAAACCACUUCGGCCUCAGUUCCUGCGCGUAUUGCUUCUUUUUCUGAAAAUAUUUUGGUAACCAAAGAAUCGAGCGUGGAGCUUCCUUGUCAAGCAGUCGGAAUUCCAGAUCCUGAUCGGAAGUGGAGUUUCAGAGGCCAACCAAUCGUGGAACGAGGUAGUAGAGUUCGUAUUCUAUUAAAUGGUUCUUUGUACAUUCCACACGUUCAAGAUGGCGACGCUGGUAACUAUACAUGCCGUGUGCAAAACAGUUAUGGAGCAGACGAGAUAGGUUUUGGUAUUAUCGUUAAAGGUGUGUUUCAGGCUCCAAAUCUAACAGUAAUCGCUGUUACAACGUCAACAAUACAAGUUAAAUGGGAGAUAGAUACACGUCCUCAUUACAAUGUCAAAGGUUACCUACUGAGCUACAGGCGACAAUAUGCGAGUUGGGAGGAGGUAGAAAUAAGGUCAGAUAGAAAAACAGCAACACUAAAAAAUCUCAAAUGUGGAACAAGGUACCUUCUACGUAUAGCAGCAUUCAGUCACACCAGUACAGGAGAGUAUAGCAAGCCUAUUUAUGGUCGAACAGAAGGAAAAUCUCCACAAGCCCCGGCCAAAACAACUUUUAUCACAGCUAAUUCCACUUUUCUUAUUCUUCAUAAGAAUGCUUGGAAUGAUGGACAUUGUCCAAUUAGAUCUUUUAUCGUUCGGUAUAAACGUUUUUUUGCUACUGAUUGGACGUUAACAAACAGUGAUACCAAAUCCCAUGUGAUAAUUCGAAAUCUUUCUCCCGGCACGUGGUAUAAGGUAUGGGUGACGUCACAUAAUGAUGCUGGUUCAACAGUAGCAGAAUAUCAAGUUGCAACACUAAAACUUGAUGGUGCAACAGUUGCUCCAUUAUCCUACGAAAGCAGUCAAGCCCCACCGAAUCUUUGGGAAGAUUUGAACAUUAUCAUUCCGAUCGUUGCAGCUGUUGUGGCUUUAUCCGUUGUUAUAGGUGUUGCUGUGUGCGUAUGCCUGAAGAAACGUCAAGGCGAUGAAACGUACGAAAGACGGAGAGCUAAUGAAAACACCUUGGCACUAGUGCCACCUAGUGGUCCCAAGAAAUACUCCGAUACGGUUCAACAUCAAGAAACUCCCAUCUACCAAAGUAUUCCUAAAAUACAAACACAUCUACCUGCACCUGCCUCAGAAAACCUGGUACAUGACUGUCAAAGGCAAUUUUACGAGGACGAGCUUACGCCGUACGCCACCUUUCGACUUCCAGGUUGUGAUUCAGACACUGAAAGCUCCCAGGGUACAGUUCGAGAAUUCCAGACUUUCGGAAACCAGUAUGAGCGAUCCUUUCCUGAUCCUUCGGCUCAGGAGGAAGAUCAAACUGGGCAAAGCGAGAAAAUAGACAAUCUUCCAAAACGUUCAGGUUAUCGGAUCUUUGACAUCACUAAUACACACAAAUUGUCCGCUUCAAGAUUUUGGGAAGACUAUCAGAGCCCUCAAGGUUCCAUCAUUCAAGUUAUUAAUGACACUUUCAAACAAAUAUCAAACCCCAAUGAGCCGUCCAGAUUCAGAACCAACUUGGAAGACAGAAGAAAGAUGGAGAAGAAUUAUGUCUUGGUAACAAGAAGCUUGGAAGAACGUUUACAUCAAAGAUUGUUGGGAGUUGGUACGAUUAACUGGGAGAACACCAAAUGUUAACAAACAGACAAGAGUCGACUGCGUUUUUAACCGAAGAAGUUUUGUUUGGAAGGAUAAAGCAGAAGUCGGAUGUAUUUUAACUGAAGGAAUUUUACUUAGAAGGAUGAGACAGAAGUCGAACAUAUU